UUAAGAUGAAGGGUAUCAUUGUAAUUUCACAUAAAUGAAUGUUUUCUUAUUAGCUGUGUAUAUAUAAAUAUGAAAGUUAACCAUAAAGUUUGUAUUGUUGUUUUUGUUUGUUUUUUUCACAUCUGUGAUAUGGAGAAUUACCAACUGAUGCCGUCUCUUCUGUCAUCAUCAGACAUGGGAAGUGCUCGGCUGUUUGCUCAUUUUCAUGGUGACAUUGUUAGUACUGAUCAUGAUGGUCAUGCGAUCAUGAAGGAAGAAGAAGAAGAAGGGCUUAAAUUUGAUCUACUAAUUGAUAAUAGUAACAACAAGAACAAGGUUGGUACUGAGAGUACUGGAACCUCUUAUGAUAAAAAUCUUUCUGAGAAGAAUCGCAAGAUGAUGAAAUCAUCACCAAAACAAGGUCUUCCCGAGGUGAAAAGGCACAAGUUUGCUUUUCAAACCAGGAGCCAAGUCGAUGUACUUGAUGAUGGCUAUCGUUGGAGAAAAUAUGGCCAGAAAACAGUCAAGAAUGGUAGAUUUCCAAGAAGCUAUUACAAGUGUACCUAUCAAGGCUGCAAUGUGAAGAAACAAAUCCAAAGGCUUUGCAAAGAUGAAGGUGUUGUGGUCACAACAUAUGAAGGGAUGCAUAAUCAUUCCUCUGACGAUCAUAAGUAUAAUGAAAACUUUGACCAUAUAUUGAGGAGGAUGCAAACUUCAUAUUCUAAUGCUUUGUAAUAAAAAGUUACAUAUAUAUUUCUGGGUGUUCCAAUGGAUAUGUAUAGAUAGUAACAUUUGGUUGUACUAGCUGUAUUAGGUACCACCAAUUAGCUGGAGAUUAUUUUCAGGUUGGACAAGUACAACUUUGUAUAUACUAGCCACUAGGAUUUACAAAGAUGGUGUCAAUUUUUUCACUACUUGGGCAUUUUUGCUCAUGGAUUAGGGGCAGAUAUGCAGAAGAUGCCAUGGAGAAAAAUGACCAAACUUUUGUGCUACUAUUAUUUCAAGUAUACAUAUUGUAACUUUUCCUUGCAUAUUAAUUGGAAUAAUGGGAAAGCUCACUUAUGUUUUGCAA
Messenger RNA from Humulus lupulus (European hop), 1051 nucleotides. RefSeq names its product probable WRKY transcription factor 45. Lineage: Eukaryota; Viridiplantae; Streptophyta; Magnoliopsida; Rosales; Cannabaceae. The record is from RefSeq and is a predicted model, not a curated record. Bases 70 to 714 code for a protein of 214 amino acids. Gene Ontology annotation, biological process: regulation of DNA-templated transcription. Gene Ontology annotation, molecular function: DNA-binding transcription factor activity; sequence-specific DNA binding. The transcript has 2 exons.